Caenorhabditis briggsae is the source of this 1230-nucleotide messenger RNA. RefSeq names its product Protein CBR-ENT-3 (gene Cbr-ent-3). Lineage: Eukaryota; Metazoa; Nematoda; Chromadorea; Rhabditida; Rhabditidae. Gene Ontology annotation, cellular component: plasma membrane. The record is from RefSeq and is a predicted model, not a curated record. Bases 1 to 1230 code for a protein of 409 amino acids. Gene Ontology annotation, molecular function: nucleoside transmembrane transporter activity. The transcript is spliced from 7 exons. Gene Ontology annotation, biological process: nucleoside transmembrane transport.
AUGAGUGAAACUAUCAAUGAUGACGACGUUCAUAGCGAGGAGAAUGUUUCAAACAAAGAUUCCCAACGCUCAAAAAAGUCUCCAGAAUCUCUAGUAGAGUCUGGAAUCGCUUCAGAAGCCACUAAAGACUUGGAAGAUGAGGCCGUCGAGGAUUCUGAAGAAGAAGAAAUCAAGGAUGUCCAUCACUAUGUGUUCUUCAUUUUCGCAAUGUUCGGAUUUGGCUCGCUUCUCCCCUGGAACAUGUUCCUCAAUAUUUCAUUUGAUUACUACACAAUGUUCAAGCUUCGGGAAGACAGUGGAAACGCCACUUGGUUCUCCUCCAACUUUCAGAACUCCAUGACGAUUUCUGCGCAGAUCCCAAGUUUAGCAUUCAGUGUGAUCAAUGUUUUUAUUGCUAUGAAAGGAGACCUAACUCGUCGGAUGAGAUCUUGCUUGAUUGUUGUUCAAUCCAUGGUCGUAGUCACUAUUAUUUUUAUCUACAUUGAAACGAGUAGUUUGAGUGAUGAUGUUCAAAUGCGUGCCAGUCUCUUCUUCGUUCUCUCUUCUAUCGCUGUCAUCACAUGUUACGUUCUUCUGAAAAUUCUGGAAAAAUUCAGUUUUUAUCGAAAGUUCGGUGAAUUGAAGCCGUCAGCGAUGAGUAGAGAAGGAGAGGAGAGAACUAGUUGGUCAAGAAUCGGAGAGGCAUUUUCUAAGAGCAAAAUGCAGUUUGCCAACAUCUUUAUCCUUUUCUUUGUCACUUUGGCACUAUUUCCAAAUGUUUGUAUGUAUGUCAGAGAUGCUCCAAAAGGGAAACCUCAUGAUUUCUUCGUAUCUGAAAAGUAUUUUAUGGAUGUCGUCGUGUUCCUAAACUUCAAUUUAUUUGCCUUUCUGGGAAGUUUGUUGGCCAACUGGGUCAGAUUUCCAGGACCCAACACCAUUUGGAUUCCAGUCGUCGCUCGUUUCUGGUUCAUGUUUUAUUUCCCGGCUGCCAACUACUUGCCAAUGGAUUAUGACCGUAUCUAUUCAGUCCUAUUUAGUUCCACGUGGCUUUUCAUGCUGAACGUUUGCCUGUUUGCCCUUACUAGUGGAUACUUGAGUUCUUUAAUUAUGAUGUAUGCACCAAGAUCGCAUGAGGAUCCCAAGGCUCAACGAAUUGCCGGAAUGAUUGCAUCGUUUUUCUUAAUAUUCGGAAUUGUUGUUGGUCUUGUGUUCUCUUGGCAAAUUCGAUUGUUUAUGACUGGUUAUGCUUAA